AUGACGGAAGAGGACCAGCACGAUGACGACAGUCUCCAUGACAAGAAAAGGCGAAGGAUUGCUCUGGCCUGUAAUGCAUGUCGGACGAGAAAGAGCAAGUGUGACGGCGCGAGGCCGAAGUGCACGUCAUGCACGAGACUGGGCUUUGACUGCGUCUACGCCCAUUCAGCGACGUCUGCCAAUGUGAUCGUAGGCAAGGAAUAUCUCGUCGGCUUAGAGGACCGGCUAGUAGCCGUGGAGGAGCUGGUCAAGAGCCUCGCGCAAGGGGCCAAUGGCCAACACCAAACAAGCCCAUAUCAUGGCUUUGGACCUGCAGCGAAUCCGCCAGUAUCUCAGCAGCACGUGAGUCCUGGCCGCGGCGCUGAUGCCGAUCGUGCCAUCGUUCUGGCCGCGGAAGGCGAGACUGGCUACUUUGGGCCGUCCUCGAAUAUUGCGCUUGUGAGACAGGUCACAAAAGCGGUCGCAGAACGUUCUUGGGAUGGCGAUACUGCAACACAACUAAAUUCGCUUGCCUUUGGGCCACUUGACGACGGCAGGCCUAUGCCAGAUACUCGACCACUUGACACACGAUCAAAUGAUCAAGUCCCGAUCGAUGCCUUCGAACUUCCGCCUUUUGAAACUCUUCAGGCCCGAGUCUAUCAUUACUUCCAGUGGACUGGAAUCCUCUACCCAUUCAUUCAUCCGGAGAGCUUCAUGGCUACGCUCGCCACUGUCAGAAACUCGGUAUCAGAUGUUCGCCGCACUUGGCUCGGCAUUCUUAAUCUCAUGCAGGCUCUAGCACACAACAUUCCCGUCAGCAACGAUGUUGAGGGCGGUGAGUUGUAUUAUCGUCGAGCACAAAUGCUCUGUGAUCAGCAAACCCUGGAGAGCAUAAAUCUCGAAGUCGUGCAAUACCUCCUUAUUCUCGGCCAAUAUCUUCAGGGCUCGCAGCAAACGAUGAAAGCCUGGACCACCCACGGCGUAGCCAUCAAAGCAGCAAUGCAACUAGGUCUUCAUUCCUCGGAGGCGUCCAAGAAUCUGCCGCAGGUUGACCAGGAAGUUCGCAAGCGCGUAUGGUUCAUUUGUGUUCUGCUCGAUCGGAAUCUGAGUAUGACCUUCGGCCGUCCCCCAGCAAUACCAGAUCAUUAUGUCAGAUUGCCUCCAGCUCGCCCUUUCUCAACUCUUCCAGACAAGGCGGAGCGUGACAGCGUCGAGUUCUUCAAUCAGACCACUACACUAAACAGCAUUAUGUGGAAAAUCAUCGAACGCCUCUACGAUGGCAACUUGGGCUGCGGUGAGGUAGUAUCUCUUGCCGAAACUGUCUCUCACGCAUUACGCAUUGACCAGGAACUCGUUGAGUGGGAGUGCUCUUUACCGUCUGACAUGACUUUGGUUUUGCCGGUUCACUUGGCUAAUGGAGUCGUGCCUUCGAGGUUCCAGACGAUUCUCACUCUGCGUCGCCAUAGCGUGCACCUGCUGAUCUACCGGCCGCUCCUGACCCGUCUGUUAUCCUGGGACGGGCACCGGGUACCGGACGCUUCUACAAGCACGCUCCUUUCCCGCGCUUCGCCAAAUGCGGCGGAAUCUACUGCAAGAUCAGCCACCGAAUGCAUCGAGAUAGUUCAUACUCUUUUGCUUUCAGGGGACAAGGCCAAGAGGACCUUGCUCGGUGCUUGGUGGUACACAUUGUAUUACACUUUCAAUGCUGCACUCACCCUACUUACAAUUUACCUCAUCUCCAACACUCCUGCGACACAGCCUUACAUAUCUGGCCGUCUCGAUCUAGCGGACAUUGAUCAGUCGAUAGAGAAGUCCAUCUCUGCAUUGGGGCAGGUCAAUCCUGGAAGCUCAAUCACUGGCAAGUGUGAGCUUUUUCUCGGUCGGCUUCUAAAAUCAGUUCGAGCAAUCAAUGAGCUCACGCAAGAGACAACUGCAGCGGGCACUUCGACGAACCAACCAGCACCUCUGCAGCUAGGGACCGGCGUGCUGGCACCGUCUGGCGUGGCUACUCCAGCUGCAACUGCCGGCGAUAUGAACUGGGAGAAUUUUCUGCUCGACCCAGGACAGCUUGAUGACUUCGUCUUCGGCAUGUGA
This is a messenger RNA of Cyphellophora europaea CBS 101466, 2073 nucleotides long. RefSeq lists its product as uncharacterized. The record is from RefSeq and is a predicted model, not a curated record. NCBI's taxonomy places the organism in Eukaryota, Fungi, Ascomycota, Eurotiomycetes, Chaetothyriales, Cyphellophoraceae. The coding region runs from base 1 to 2073 and encodes 690 amino acids. The transcript is spliced from 9 exons. Gene Ontology annotation, cellular component: nucleus. Gene Ontology annotation, molecular function: RNA polymerase II cis-regulatory region sequence-specific DNA binding; DNA-binding transcription factor activity, RNA polymerase II-specific; zinc ion binding. Gene Ontology annotation, biological process: DNA-templated transcription; positive regulation of transcription from RNA polymerase II promoter by galactose.